UUAAUCAUUCCUUCACUCUCGAACUUCCCCAAGUUCCCAAUCUUUCGCUGGCUUUCGCAUCUCCGCCAUGGAUCGAGCCCAGCUCCUUCUCCUAGGUUUGCCUCUCUUCCUCUUCGUCUCCGAUCUCUUCAGCCUCUUCACUCCUCCGCCGCCGAAACCGCCGUCCCACCACCACCACCACCACAGUCAACCCAAACCUCCAAUCAUCCAGGAAACCCUAGAUGUUCCUUUACGGAAACCCAGCGCUCUUGGAGGAAUCGGUUAUGGCAGCACCGUGAAUGUCAACUUUUGCGCUUCUUGCUCUUACAGGGGAACUGCGGUGACAAUGAAGAAGAUGUUAGAAACCCAGUUUCCUGGAAUUGAUGUAAUCCUCGCUAACUAUCCACCACCAUUGCCAAAACGUUUGCUUUCGAAAGUGGUUCCAGUUUUUCAAUUUGGAGUUCUAGGAAUUAUAAUGGCAGGUGAACAUAUUUUUCCUAUGAUUGGGAUUAUGACACCACCGCCAUGGUAUUAUUCUUUGCGUGCAAAUAGAUUUGGGUCCAUUGCAAGUGCUUGGCUACUUGGGAAUGUAUUGCAGUCUUUUUUGCAAAGCUCAGGGGCUUUCGAGGUUUACUGCAAUGAUGAACUGGUUUUCUCUAAACUGGAGGAGGGAAGGUUUCCAGGUGAGAUCGAGCUAAAAGAUCUUGUCAGCAAAACGUUGGCGAAAUCAACACUAACUGACAACGUUGGAGUGGUGUGGCCUUAGCUCGUAGGCUGGACAUAUGAGCUUUUCGUUUGAAAGUAAGCAGAGUUGUCGCAGGCUCGAGGUUGUCUACGAUUAGUUCUUAGAUUGGUGUAGCGAAAACAUCAAAAGAAAUGAGAGCAGGGUUUAUAUACUCUGUAUGGAACUUCCGUUUUCACUUAUCCCCACCACUUUAGAAACGAUCUCAGUUACAAAUGUCGAUACUUAUAAUUUUCCAGUACGUACCAUCCUCUAUAAUCAUUUAGUCAUUUGCACCUAGCUUUGUGCCACUGUCGUGGUGCUUCUUUUUCCUGCAUUGCAGUGUGUAUAAUGACUUGUUUCUAGAUGCGCAUGGGUCGGUUGUUUACUUGGUAAUGGAUAUGUGUAGACCUUACUGUGGAGCACAAGCAUGUUUCGGUAUCA
Molecule: messenger RNA, 1144 nt
Organism: Theobroma umbraticum
Lineage: Eukaryota; Viridiplantae; Streptophyta; Magnoliopsida; Malvales; Malvaceae
Product: Selenoprotein, Rdx type
Biological process (GO): cell redox homeostasis
Cellular component (GO): endoplasmic reticulum membrane
Molecular function (GO): thioredoxin-disulfide reductase (NADPH) activity
Source: RefSeq, a predicted model, not a curated record